Molecule: messenger RNA, 3607 nt
Organism: Malus domestica (apple)
Lineage: Eukaryota; Viridiplantae; Streptophyta; Magnoliopsida; Rosales; Rosaceae
Product: multiple C2 domain and transmembrane region protein 16
Source: RefSeq, a predicted model, not a curated record
UACGGUAAAAUCUCAAGUGUAAUCAAUUGUACUUUUUAUCUCUCAUUACAUGAAGUGAUGAGAGAAUUCGAGAUAUGCAAUCGGUCACGGGAUGGAAUAUCUCCCCUCAUACUUUACUUAACAUUAUUUAUAGCUUCUCUCCAUAACCAUGAUGCCUCUUCUCUCUUACUUGAAAGUGGAGUAUGAUAGUAGCUAGCUAAGAAACUCUACAGUACCAAAGCUAGCUACACAUUUUCUGUGACAUUUUGAUCACUCAAGAACCAACGUUAUGGCUACUGUACGGAAACUGAUAGUUGAGGUUGUCGAUGCUCGAAAUCUGUCGCCGAAAGACGGGCACGGGACGUCGAGCCCGUACGUGGUGAUGGACUACUACGGGCAGCGGAAGCGGACGCAGACAAAGAUACGAGACCUAAACCCCGUGUGGAACGAGUUGCUCGAGUUCAACGUUGGCAAGCCUUCCGAUGUUUUUGGGGAUGUGCUGGAGCUCGAUGUCCACCACGACAAGAACUACGGACCCACCCGGAGGAACAACUUCCUCGGGAGGAUCCGACUGAGUUCCACUCAGUUUGUCAAGAAAGGCGAGGAGGCUUUGAUUUAUUUCCCAUUGGAGAAGAAGAGCUUCUUUAGUUGGAUUCAAGGUGAAAUUGGCUUGAAGAUUUAUUACGUCGAUGAGGUUGUCCCGCCGCCUGCACCACCAACACCGCCGCCUCAAGCGGAAGAGCCAAAGGCUGAAACUGCACCGCCUCCGUCGUCGGAGGCGCCGCCGCCACCAGAAUCUGACUCAACCCCACCACCAGGCGAGAAGGAAACUAAGGCGGACCCACCACCGGAAGCAGAACAAGCACCGCCACCGGAAGGUGAGAAGCCCGCCGAAGAACCACCGACUGAGGUGGUGCCACCACAGGAAACUGUAGCUCCUGAAGAUGUACAGUCUGAUCCUCCACCGGGGCCGACGUCAACACCACCACCACCCACUGAUGAUGCAAAUCAUGAUCAAGGGGAUCCGCCGCCGCCGCCACCACCUGAAGCAGCCAUGCAACGUGAACCCGAAAUAGAGAUGAUUGGAGCCGCCGUAUCGAAAUCAGUUCCAGAUGUCAAAUUCCAUGGAAUCAACGGCCCACAGCCAAUGCCAAGGCCACCAGUAAUGAACUAUACGUCGCAGCUGGAGCCAACAGAAAGCAUGUCGAUGGAUCGGCCGUCGUUUGAUCUGGUGGAGAAGAUGCACUACCUCUUCGUCCGAGUGGUGAAGGCGCGCUUCAUUCCCUCCAGCGGCAGUCCGAUCGUUAAAAUCUCCACUGCCAACCACCAUAUCACGUCCAAACCCGCCAGAAAAACCCAAUGCUUCGAGUGGGACCAGACCUUCGCCUUCGCCCGCCAAUCCCCCGACCAAUCCGACGCCUCCAUCCUCGAAAUUUCAGUGUGGGACCCGCCCAUGUUUGACCCCGCGACCGCCUCGGUUGCCUCCGGGCAUCACUUCCUCGGUGGAAUCUGUUUCGACGUGACGGAAAUUCCCCUGAGAGACCCGCCCGACAGCCCCUUGGCCCCGCAGUGGUACAGGCUGGAGGGCGGCGGGGCCCGCAUGAACGGCGACCUGAUGCUCGCCACGUGGAUGGGAACUCAGGCGGACGAUUCGUUUCCCGACGCGUGGAAGACCGAUACAGCCGGUAACCCAAACGCGCGAGCCAAAGUCUACCAAUCGCCGAAGCUGUGGUAUCUCCGAGCAACAGUCCUCGAAGCCCAAGACGUUCUCCCCAUGACGCCGUCGUUGACGGAGUCAUCUGUCCAAGUCAAAGCCCAGCUCGGAUUCCAGUCCCUCAAGACCGACCCCGCAGUCACCCAAAACGGCACGCUGUCGUGGAACCAAGACUUGAUGUUCGUAGCCGCGGAGCCGUUCAGCGAUCGUUUAAUUUUCACUGUAGAGAAUCGGCUAGCGAAAGGACCGGUCACAUUGGGGGUGGCUACAAUACCCCUUACCGCCAUCGAACGACGCGUCGACGACCGCAAAGUGGCUUCGAGAUGGUUCUCAUUGGAGAGCCCAGGCGAGGAAGACCAGAAGAAGAGGACGGUGUACAGAGGCAGAAUGCACCUGCGCCUCUGUUUCGACGGCGGGUAUCACGUGAUGGACGAGGCAGCGUACGUGUGCAGCGACUACCGGCCCACCGCGAGGCAGCUCUGGAAGCCGCCGCUGGGCACCGUCGAGCUCGGCGUCAUCGGGUGCAAGAACUUGAUACCUGUCAAGACGGUGAGCGGUAAGGGAUGUACGGAUGCGUAUUGCGUGGCAAAAUAUGGAUCCAAAUGGGUACGGACACGGGCCGUGUGCGAUAGCUUGGAGCCCAAAUGGAACGAGCAGUAUACGUUUAAAGUAUACGAUCCGUGUACGGUGUUGAGCAUCGGCGUUUUUGAUAGCUCUGGACCGGGAUUCAAAAUCGACGGCUCGACAGAUGCCACGCGUCCCGAUUUUCGUAUCGGGAAGCUCCGCUUGCGUAUUUCGACGCUGGCUACGGGUAGAGUAUACAGAAAUACGUAUCCGCUGUUGCUUUUGUCUCCCGCCGGUUUGAAAAAAAUGGGGGAGGUGGAGGUGGCCAUACGGUUUGUUCGAGUGUGUCCGACGUUGGAUUUGAUCCACGCGUACUCGCAGCCUUCACUGCCGUUGAUGCACCACAUAAAGCCGCUAGGUGUGAUGCAACAGGACCUACUGCGCAGGGCGGCGGUUAAGAUCGUCGCCGCACACCUGUCUCGCUCGGAACCGCCGCUCGGGCGCGAGGUUGUGAUUUACAUGCUGGACGCGGAUUCGCAGGGAUUCAGCAUGCGGAAAGUGCGCGCCAAUUAUUUCCGGAUCAUCAAUGUCGUAGCAGGGGUUGUGGAUGUCGUAGCGUGGAUAAACGACACGCGUUCUUGGAAGAAACCGAUGGCAACGAUUCUUGUGCACGCACUGCUGGUGCUGCUCGUUUGGUUCCCGGAUCUGAUCGUGCCCACCCUGUUGUUUUACGUGUUUGUGAUUGGCGCGUGGAACUACAGGUUUCGCUCUCGGGCCCCACUCCAGCACUUUGACCCGAAGCUCUCGCUGGCGGACAACGUUGACCGGGACGAGCUGGACGAGGAGUUUGAUGCGGUGCCGAGCAACAGGCCGUAUGAGGUGGUGCGGGCGAGGUACGACAAGCUUAGGAUGUUGGGGGCACGCGUGCAGACCGUGCUGGGAGAUUUUGCAACGCAAGGGGAACGAGUGCAGGCGCUGGUGACGUGGCAGGAUCCGCGGGCGACGGGGAUCUUUGUGGUGUUGUGUUUGGUGGUGGCGAUGAUACUGUACGUGGUGCCGUCGAAGAUGGUGGCGAUGGCGUUUGGGUUCUAUUAUCUCCGUCAUCCGAUAUUCCGUGAUCGGAUGCCGUCGCCGGCUUUGAACUUCAUUCGACGGCUUCCGUCGUUGUCUGAUCGCCUUUUGUGAGAUUGAUUAUUUCAUCAUGUUUUUAAUUAAUCAAGCUUAAGCUUCUGUUUUGUAACGUUUGGAUAAUCAACUGCUUUUGCUUAGGCAAAGCAAGUGAAGUAACAUUAAUAAGCAUGUGUAUCUAUAAUUCUUGUAAGAUACAUAUAUGUAAUGCUUUUUGGUACA